AACUUUACUGCUCACUGGUUGUGGGAUCAAUUCUGAUCAAUUUCUAUAAGAGUUAGACUUUUGACUUCGACUCAGCUGUAAAUUAAAUUUCGUGUCAGAAUACUUGAGGAAAAAUGACAGGAAUAAUUUGGGUGUAGUUAGAUUUUAGUGACACUAUAUGCCGUAAACUAUAAAGUGCUGUAAGGACUUCCCCUUGAAAAUUACCUUUGAUAUUCAAUAAGGCAAAAAGGAAGUAAAUCCUCUGCUGUACAGUAUAUAAAGAAAUCUCACGCAUGAGUUGAGUGAGCAUUCAAGAAGAAACACUGGAUGAAUUGCUAUGAUGUUGUCCUCGGUCUUUAAAGGUAACCCAGUUUGCAAAUAGCCACCUUUUUUUUUUCUCAGUGUUGAUGAUUGUAAAGACGUCUCUUCCUUCCACAGCUCUGGGGUUAAGUCUAUUUCUUGUAGAUGCCUCACCAGUGUUUAAAUACGCAGCACCAGUCAUCGUUGGACCUGACCACGUUCAAAUAAAGGCUCAAAUAGGACAGUCAAUGGUUCUCAAUUGUUCAGCUUUGACCAACUGUGGCAAUGAUGUGGCUCUCCUCUACUGGCUCAUCAAUGGCUCAUUCCCUGAAGACAUUCACAGCAAUGACAGAGUAACAGAGUUAGAGACAUCCACAUUGGAGGAUGAUACAAUUCAGUGUGGAGGUUUGCUACUGAAGAAUGUCACCUUAGAAGACUUCAACACCACAUUCACCUGUGUGGUGAGCACGAGUAUGGGAUUGGCUAAAAAAAUUGUAACACUAACAGCUAACGACAGUGACAUUUACGCAUGGGAAAAAAAGAAAAUGUUGCUACCACCAUUUUUUUAAACUACUGUGCAGACAAAAAGUAUACCCAGAUCAGUGUCCUGUUUUUUUGUGAUCUAAAAUGUUGAGAAUUAAGACCAAUAAUUCUCAAUGUACAAUGCAUAGUUGUUUAGUCCCCUAUUUUGUCCUGCAGGGGGCAGAAUAUUAUAAGAGGAGGUGCUAAGGCAGCCUGAGCGUGAUGAUGAUUUACUCAGACUUUCUGUCUCAUUUGUACCUUGUGGAGAUGACGUCUUCUUAGUCUAUUUUACUUGAGUUGCCCUCAUUUGUCAUUGCUCCGAAUAAGCGUGUUCAAUCUUUGUAUUGCUUGCUAUGAAAUGUGCAAUCCACCAACAAUUUUAGAAUAAAGGUUCGCUUUAAAGUGCACCACAUGAAACAAAAUCAGGCUAUCUUUACAUGGCAUCAAAGAUUGCACCUGUCUUGACCUUCCUGCUGAUUUUGGUGUAUUUUGAAGCAUUCCAAGGGGGUCAAAGUCAAAUUGAGCUCAAAGGGGCUGCAGAACAAAGAAUAACUAUAAUAAUAACUUGGGUUGUCCCGAUCAUGUUUUUUUGCUCCCGAUCCGAUCCCGAUCGUUUUAGUUUGAGUAUCUGCCGAUCCCGAUAUUUCCCGAUCCGAUUGCUUUUUUUUUUGUUGCUCCCGAUUCCCAAUUCCAAUCAUUCCCGAUAAUUUUUCCUGAUCAUAUACAUUUUAGGAAUGCAUUAAGAAAAAAAUGAAUAAAACUCGGACGAAUAUAUACAUUCAACAUACAUUACAUAAGUACUGUAUUUGUUUAUUAUGACAAUAAAUCCUCAAGAUGGCAUUUACAUUAUUAAUAUUCUUUCUGUGAGCGGGAUCCACGGAUAAAAAGACAUAUUUCUUAAAGGAUAAAUGUGACUUUGUAUAUUGUGACUAAAUAUUGCAAUCUAGUGUAUUUGUUGAGCUUGCAGUAAAUGCUACGGUAGCCAUUUAACUGUUCUGUCCAAAUGCAUGAUGGGAAGUGCAACCAUGACUGUGCGUAGUGGUACCAAUUGAUAUAUCUUCUCUGCGUUGGGAACUAACAUAGGGUGUUAAGAAAAAGAUCAAUUACUACCUUGCUUCCCACGAUAUAUGUAGUCGUAGGGAGUGGGAUUGUAAGGCUUUAGCAAAUUAAAAAAAGGCUCUAAAGGCUGCCAAAAUUCACUCUACUCAUUAUACGCUGCCUUUUAGCUCUAUAUGUAGGUAAAACGGCGCCAUUACAGAUUAAACGCGACAAUGCGUGAGUGGGUCGUUAAUUGCGUUAAAUAUUUUAACGUGAUAAAUUUUUUUGAAAAUUAAUUACCGCCGUUAACGGGAUAAAUUUGAUAACCCUACCUUAAGCCUAAACCAAAGACUCUGGAUGAGUGUAACAUAUUAUGUCUGUAACGUUAAAUACAAUUAGAAAACGAUUUAAUUAAAAAAAUAUAUAUAUUAAAAAAAGGUAUGUCCGAUAUUUUUUUGCCGAUUCCGAUACUUUGAAAAUUACGUGAUCGGACCCAAUCGAUCGGCAUCCCGAUCGAUCGGGACAUCUCUAAUAAUAAAACCGAAGAACCACCAUAGGUUACCUAAAAAAACAUUGUCACCUGCAUAUCCAUACUGUUCAGUUAUGGAUGUGUUCUAAGUCAAAUAACUUCAACUUUUAUUUGUUUAGACCAAAUCCUAACAACAGUUAUCUCAAGGAGAAAACAAAACAUGUUUUAAGGUGCAGUAGCCCUACGCUGGAUUUUGACCCACUUCAGCAUUGUAGGCCGAAGAGACCAAUGUUUACAUUUGGAGUAAAUUAGACAGGUGCUUUUUUUGCUUCCAUUUAUUUACCAACUCUUGCAGUACUUCACAUUGAAGAACACAUGCGAGGAUGGGGGUAUUAUGAACAAUUUUUUUCGCGCAUUGUUCUGAAUGUACUUAAAAAUGAAUUAAUGCAGUUGGCUGUGGAAGCUUUUUUUUUCUACAAACGUGCUGUUGUGGAUGUAAUUAUUUCCCCCCCCCCAACGUAUUAGGGCAGGAUCUUCGGUUUAAAAAACAAAACAAAACAAACAAAGCUGUAGAUGUACACAUAGCAUUAGUGAGAUGCAUGUGACAAUGUUGUGGCAUUAGCAGUGCAAUGACUGACAUUUCCAGUGUCAGUUUUUCCGUGCAAAUUUGAGUAUGGUGACGUCUCGGUGUCUGUUUUGGCUGGUAUAUUUCUAUGUGUUGUCCAAACAUGACUCAAACCAAUUUUUCUGGUACCAUUUCAUCAAUCUUCGGAUAUGAUUGAACCCAAUCGCAGGAAUAGUAUGUGUUACAGCCUAAACCUUGAGGUAAAUCCUUUUUUCCAUUGAAUGUUAACAGACAGAGCUCAUGGAUAUACCUUUGGGAUGCUGGUAGACUCUUGAGUCUGUCAUAUUUAUUGGAUGCACUCUGACCUCCAGCAGACACUGCUUCCCCAAGUGGAACCUUGGUCGCGGCAGCGCUUUCGCAGUUGUCAAUCAACCUCUGCCACUGAACAUGACAUGCUGCUUUUUUUUUUUUUUGUAAAGGUUUUCGGUGUCGGCUUCUACAUUGUUAUUCUGUAACUGCAGAGAAACCACACGCGAGCAAUAAUUCAAACAUUGGGCAACCAAUAUUAGGAGUGGGAACCUCUUGGUAGCUCACGAUACGAUACGAUUUGCGAUACAAAGCUCACGAUAACGAUGAUCUGAUAUGUCAAUACAAUGAUUAUCGAUAUGUUGGUCAGGAAAUCAUUCUAGGAUAUUCUACAAACAACUAAUAAA
This is a messenger RNA of Corythoichthys intestinalis (scribbled pipefish), 3586 nucleotides long. Its product is annotated as interleukin-18 receptor 1-like. Bases 387 to 848 code for a protein of 153 amino acids. The transcript has 4 exons. NCBI's taxonomy places the organism in Eukaryota, Metazoa, Chordata, Actinopteri, Syngnathiformes, Syngnathidae. The record is from RefSeq and is a predicted model, not a curated record.